AUGUCCGAGAUAGAGUUUUUCCUCAACAACUGGCCCAAUCUGACGCUCAUGGCCAAGCACCAGGGCAAGGUCAUUGGGUGCAUCAUCUCAAAGGUGGAGCCGCACAAACAUGCCAGAAUACGUGGGUAUAUUGGGAUGUUGGCGGUGGACAACGAGUACCGCGGCCGCGGGAUCGCCAAGGAGCUGAUUUCGCAGAGCGUGGACGCGAUGAUCGACGCUUACCGUUGCGACGAGAUCAUUCUGGAGACAGAGGUGGUGAACAAGGCCGCGCUGCGCCUGUACGAGAACUUUGGGUUUCUGCGUGUGAAGCGGCUGUUCCGCUACUAUCUGAACAAGCACGACGCGUUCCGGCUGAUACUGCCCGUGACAGAGAAGAGCAGCGUGCGAUCGACGUUUCUGCCGCCGCUGGACGACGCGCCGGAGUCCAAAUACUAA
Molecule: messenger RNA, 435 nt
Organism: Ogataea angusta
Lineage: Eukaryota; Fungi; Ascomycota; Pichiomycetes; Pichiales; Pichiaceae
Exons: 2
Coding region: 1-435 (144 amino acids)
Biological process (GO): N-terminal peptidyl-methionine acetylation
Cellular component (GO): NatC complex
Molecular function (GO): protein-N-terminal amino-acid acetyltransferase activity
Source: RefSeq, a predicted model, not a curated record